CAGGUUCUGGGCUAUUUUUUGGAAUCAUUAACGAAUCAGUGUCGAGAACCUUAUCGGCUGGGAGUUAGUGUUCAUUUCCAAAAGCUGUCUGGAACGAGAAACUACAUAUAUUUAUAAAUAUUAUCUCUCAGACAUAAAUAUAAGAAAAGAAACCAAACCGAGAAGCAUGGAUCUGCAGAAAUCAUUGGUCUGGUUCUUUAACCUUCCAUCGGUGCGAUAUAUGCAAAUCUUCAUCGUGGUAAUGGGUGAUCUGUUAACCCUGUCUAAUCUCCUGCCCAAGCACUCCAUGUACAUCUCCCGUCCGUUCCUGGUGUGGCAUCACUUUGAUGCCGAUGAUCCGGACUCUGAUUGGGUCGACAAGGACGACCAGGAUGAAGAGCCCGAAGUGGCGAUGGGUUACUAUCUCACAGAUGAUAAGGAUAGCUGUGAAUCGGAUUGAGGUUCUGUUGUAUAUAUUUGUACAUUCGCGUGGGAGACGAUGUUGUUUUUUUUAUUGCCAAAGAUUUGACCAGCCUAACCUUGAGUUUCAAUGCCAAUGCCAAGUGCCAGUGCCAGGCCCAUGACGUCACUUGUAUCUGUAUCUGUAUCUGGGUGCAGUUGUGUGCCUAAGGACCCAGAAAGCCCAAUACCCAAAGCCCCGUGUGCCUCUUCAAAUGCCUGGCCAAAUUAACUCGACUCCUCAUUAAAGCCAAAAAAUUCGAAAGUUUCGACCGACGUUGUCUGGAAAUAAACGUCAAUUUAAACGAAA
Drosophila ananassae is the source of this 748-nucleotide messenger RNA. RefSeq lists its product as uncharacterized. The transcript is spliced from 2 exons. The record is from RefSeq and is a predicted model, not a curated record. Lineage: Eukaryota; Metazoa; Arthropoda; Insecta; Diptera; Drosophilidae. Bases 167 to 439 code for a protein of 90 amino acids.